Molecule: messenger RNA, 627 nt
Organism: Uranotaenia lowii
Lineage: Eukaryota; Metazoa; Arthropoda; Insecta; Diptera; Culicidae
Product: NADH dehydrogenase [ubiquinone] 1 alpha subcomplex subunit 12-like
Exons: 4
Coding region: 107-544 (145 amino acids)
Biological process (GO): mitochondrial respiratory chain complex I assembly; response to oxidative stress
Cellular component (GO): membrane
Source: RefSeq, a predicted model, not a curated record
GCGUUUUUAUAUUUUUGUUAUAAAAUCUGCAGCUGUGUAUUUUCUGUCCUCUUGCCAGGGGUUUUUGCGCGUACUACCCUGAUUAAAAACCCAAUAUUCCGGCAAAAUGGCACGUUACGUCGGUCUCGACAAGCUGGGAAAACUGUUCUCCUACGUGCGCGAUAAUGGUGGAAUCCGUGCCAGUUUGUACAAAUUGUAUCGCAUGGACGAGAUGAAAGCUGGUCGAUUGGUCGGGGAGGACAAGUACGGCAACAAAUACUUCGAGGAUCCUUCGCAGUUCUACGGUCGCAACCGGUGGGUAGAAUAUGCGCCGCACUUCAAUUUAGAAUACGACGGUUCCCAGAUUCCGGCCGAUUGGUUCGGUUGGAUGCAUUACAAGACGGACUUACCACCAAAUCGUGAUGGCAACCGAAAGCAGUACAAAUGGAUGGCUGAUCAUAGCGAAAAUCUUUCCGGAACCACGAGGGCAUACAUGCCUUAUUCAACCACCAAACCGAAGGUCGAUGCUUGGGAUCCUUCUAAACCAACGCCGAAGCUGGAAUGAAAUUCAGGCUUUAUUUCCUAAUUGAAUUGGUAUCUUGAAUGUUUGAAAAUAGAACCGCCUGUUAGGUAUAAAAUUCUGUAAAA